AUGAAUAUAAAUUUAACCGUAGAAAUCUGCGGAGCCAUCAAUAUCUACGACACUGCAAAAUGUGAAGAAAUCUUCUUCCCCUCAAAUUCCCAACACCUUGAGGAGAUCCACCGUCGGAUACCCAUCUUCUACUGCGAAUACAGUCAAAAACGUGGUCCAUCGAUGGCACAAAUGCUGCGAAGUGUUGAUCGACAACGACAUGUGGAUGUCUACCCGAAAGUGGAUUUUCCUGAGAUCUACGUCGUCGACAAAGGCUAUCGGAAUUUCUUCGAAACUUUCUGCAAAUCCGCGGAUCGAGUGAGUUUUCUUUGCAGAAGUUUGUAAUU
This is a messenger RNA of Cylicostephanus goldi, 326 nucleotides long. NCBI's taxonomy places the organism in Eukaryota, Metazoa, Nematoda, Chromadorea, Rhabditida, Strongylidae. The record is from the annotation of a GenBank genome assembly.